UUUUUCUUACAGGAAUGGAAGAUUGUUGGUAGAGGAAAAACUGCGGUGUGCUCUAAAACAAAAGAUUAAUUUGGUGGACAAACGGGGCCUGUCGGGAGUGGGUGGGGUGUAAAAGUAGUCCCGGCGAUGGGGUCAUGACCCAGGACGUCAGCGUCCGGCGCGCAGUUCAGUUUGGCGGUUUCGGAUCAGCAGUCGAAUUGGGGCGUGAUGUGGUCCCGAAUGAACCGAGCAGCUGAGGAGUUUUACUCUCGUCUCCUGCAGGAGUUUGAUGAAGAAAAGAAAGGAAUCCAUAAAGACCCAUUUAUCUAUGAGACUGACGUUCAAGGGCAGUUGAUCGGCAAAGGCCAACCAAACCCUUUGAAAAAUAUUCUAAAUGAAAAUGAUAUGAUAUUCAUUGUAGAGAAAUUGCCUUUAGAGAAGGAAGAAACAAGUCAUGUUGAAGAACUACAGUCUGAAGAAACUGCUAUUUCUGAUUUCUCUACUGGGGAGAAUGUUGGACCACUUGCUUUACCAGUUGGGAGAGCAAGGCAGUUAAUUGGACUUUACACUAUGGCUCACAAUCCUAAUAUGACCCACUUGAAGACUAAUCAUCCAGUUACUGCCCUUCCUGCCCUGUGGGUGAGGUGUGACAGUUCAGAUCCUGAAGGGACCUGUUGGCUGGGAGCUGAGCUUGUCACCACAAAUGACAGCAUUACAGGAAUUGUCUUAUAUACGGUCAGUUGUAAAGCUGAUAAAAAUUAUUCUGUAAAUCUUGAAGACCUAAAAAGUUCACAUAAGAAAAGACAUCACUUGUCUACUGUAACAGCCAGGGGCUUUGCCCAGUAUGAGCUGUUUAAGUCCACGGCCUUGGACGACACACUUGCCGCAUCACAGACUACGAUCACUUUGGAUAUUUCCUGGAGUCCCGUGGAUGAGAUUCUUCAAACCCCUCCGCUUUCCUCAACCGCAACCCUGAAUAUUAAAGUGGAAUCGGGAGAGCCCAGAGGUCCUUUGAAUCAUCUCCAGAGAGAAGUGAAAUUUCUCCUUGUCUUGGCUGAUGGUUUGAGGACGGGUGUAAGCGAAUGGCCUGAGCCUCUGGAAGUAAAGUCUGCUGUUGAUCUUGUGCAGGAAUUUCUGAAUGACUUAAAUAAGCUGGAUGGAUUUGGUGAUUCUACAAAAAAAGACACAGAGACAGUGAAGCAUGACAGUGCUGCAGUUGACCGUACCAUCGAGUGUCUUUUCACAGUGCGGGGCGAUCUCGAUUUUGCUGAGCAGCUGUGGUUCAAAAUGAGCAGUAGUGUGAUUUCUUAUCAAGACUUGGUGAAAUGUUUCACGCUGAUCAUCCAGAGUCUACAACGUGGUGAUAUACAACCAUGGCUCCAUAGUGGGAGUAACAGUUUACUAAGUAAGCUUAUUCAUCAGUCUUAUCACGGAACCAUGGAUACAAUUUCUCUCAGUGGGACUGUUCCAGUUAAGAUGCUUUUGGAAAUUGGUCUGGACAAACUAAAAAAAGAUUAUAUCAGUUUUUUCAUAGGUCAGGAACUUGCAUCUUUGAAUCAUUUGGAAUAUUUCAUAACUCCAUCAGUAGACAUACAAGAACAAGUGUGUCGUGUUCAAAAACUCCACCAUAUUCUAGAAAUAUUAGUCAGUUGCAUGCUUUUCAUUAAACCCCAACAUGAGCUCCUCUUUGCUUUAACACAAUCCUGCAUAAAAUACUACAAACAAAAUCCUCUUGAUGAGCAACACAUUUUUCAGCUGCCAGUCAGACCAACUGCUGUAAAAAGCUUAUAUCAAAGUGAGAAGCCACAGAAAUGGAAAGUGGAAAUCAGUGGUGGUCAGAAGAAGGUGAAAACGGUUUGGCAGCUGAGUGACAGUGCACCUGUAGACCAUCUGAGUUUCCACAAACCUGAUGUUUCUGAAUUAACGUUAAACGGUAGCCUGGAAGAAAGGAUGUUCUAUACUAACAUGGUCACCUGCAGCCAGGUGCAUUUCAAGUGAAGUGUGCCGAUGGAGUCCUCUGUAAGCACAAGCCAAAACAAACAAAACAACAACAAAAAAAACCCAUUAUCACAGAGCCUGAAACCAGAAAUGUAUAUAAACCUUCAAGGCAGAAAAAGGAGGAAUGUCCAGAGGAUUCUUUACGAAAGAUGGAUCUAUAAAAUGGGUAACCCGGUCUCAGCUCUGGCUCUGAAGGAGGAGCAUCAGGAGAACUGCGGAGAUUAGUAUGCAAAGCGUGCAGACUGUAGGUACCACGAUCUCUGUCACCAUCUGCAUGUGACUUAGUAACGGCUCUGAAACGGGAGAGAGAACACCACAAAUGAGAGUGUCGUCAUUUUAGUGAAUAUAGCGUCAUCUGGAAAGAUUCCCCUGCAUUGGGGAAAACUUGGAAAAUGGCAUCAUCCAGCUUUGUAAUUAAUCUCACUUGCUAUAAAAGAGAACGUGGUUCUCUUAACAUUAUAAAAUGUUAUUUAAAAACAAUUAUGUGAGGGCUUUGUAAUAUCCUUCAGAAAAUAUGGAAUAAAGAUUGCCUACAUUUGGUUCUUCCGUAGGUACUGGAAUAAAGUCUAAAUGCGUGUUAUACUUGCACUUACCAUAAAUUAAUGUGAGAAUAUUGACAGCCAUGUUCCCUGGUUUCUGUAAUUUUCACUGGGGGGAUUUAUGAAAGGAAAAUCCUUGGCCAACGUCUCCCAACCUUUCAAAGAUGUUAUUCAAAGAUGUAUCUUAAGAGGUGGAGGAGUUGCCAUAUUUUUGUGGGAAUUCUUGCACUGUGAAGUAAGUAUCUUGAAGAGUUGAAUAAUAAGUGUAUUUCACAUACGUGAUUAUAUUAAUGAACAUGUAUGUAAUUCCUACUGCAGGUUUUGUGCCAGGCACCCUGGCUACGGAGAUAAAUAAGGCACAGACCCUGCUCCCACAGAUUUCAUAGGCUCAGCAGUAAAUUCUACAUCAUAUGUCUAGGUGAUUAAAUAAGUUUAUUUUGGUUUAAAGGAAUAUACAUCCUUAAUAUUACCUGGUUAUUCAGAUGGGAGCAGGGCACAGUGGUAUAAAACAGCUAUGAAAAUAGCUGAAUUGGUAGGAUUUGUUUGGUCUAGCACUUUCCACCUCCGAUACCACAUUAAAGAUGGGUUUGUUAAAACAGGAAGUAUAUUUCUCUGAUUGCCCUCAUAGAGAAAGACCGAAUUCAAAGAAACAAAUGAUCUGUGCUGGCCUUGUUGAUGUGUAGAUGCGUCUUUGUUAUUCCACAUCUCUGAACCUUGGGAACCGUGCCUUCCAUGAAGUCAGGGACCUUGUUUUAUUUAUUGCUGUAUUCUAGUUACAACACCCCCUAGCUAAUAGUGAGUGCUUACUAAUUACUUGCUGAAUGAGUGAAUAUAAAAUCUGGAGUGUUCUUUGACUUUUCGAUGUUUAUUCUAUUUGAAUAUGGUUCCAUUUUUCCCUCCUUCCACAAAGCCCACUAUAACAAAAAUAAGUUUAUAAGUUGACAGUAUGAUUCAGAAAAAUAAAACUAGAGUGGAUACAA
Messenger RNA from Panthera uncia (snow leopard), 3496 nucleotides. It is a transcript of the gene ZWILCH, whose product is annotated as zwilch kinetochore protein. NCBI's taxonomy places the organism in Eukaryota, Metazoa, Chordata, Mammalia, Carnivora, Felidae. Gene Ontology annotation, biological process: protein localization to kinetochore; mitotic spindle assembly checkpoint signaling. The coding region runs from base 208 to 1977 and encodes 589 amino acids. The record is from RefSeq and is a predicted model, not a curated record. Gene Ontology annotation, cellular component: RZZ complex. The transcript is spliced from 19 exons.